CCCCCUUUUUUUUUUUUUAUAAAGGCUGUUCGCGUACAUCUAAAUGAGAAGCAAUGCGUGCGUGCUUUGAUGAAAUGCUCCUAGAAUGCUCGUCGACUUGUGACUACGACCGCGACCUGGGAGUGAAGUUGAGGGUCGAGAUACUUUGUCUUGCCCCGCCCUACGCUUUACCCGUGGACUUUUGUUUUCUGGUUUCUUUUCAAGUUUCGGUUCCCGAUUACAAAAAAUCGACGUUUAAUCUGUUGCCGCUUGGAUGUAUCGUUGAUUAUGGUUUGUGGUUUUCGGUUUAUGGAGUGUGGAGGGACCGGGUUUCCCAACGGGACACCCCCCCCAAACCGGCCCGUGAACCCGCCUGACCAUCUCUCGGCCCGCUGCGGUUAAGAGGAUCCGGCCGCAGUUGGCCUGUCAAUUCCACCCCUCUCUGACUGCUUGCAAGGGGUUUCAGCCGGCCUUCUCCCCGAGCGCUAUUGGAUAUCGGCCACCCCCGCACCAGCGCUUCCGACAUGACAUAAGGCGCGGUUGACAGAGAGUGUCAGUUCACCACGGCCCCGAUUGCGGGUGGUAUCAUCAUCGUACGUCAGUAAACACCGAAGACGAGGACUCAC
This is a messenger RNA of Colletotrichum navitas, 605 nucleotides long. RefSeq lists its product as uncharacterized. The coding region runs from base 54 to 356 and encodes 100 amino acids. The transcript has a single exon. The record is from RefSeq and is a predicted model, not a curated record. NCBI's taxonomy places the organism in Eukaryota, Fungi, Ascomycota, Sordariomycetes, Glomerellales, Glomerellaceae.